Molecule: messenger RNA, 2517 nt
Organism: Portunus trituberculatus (swimming crab)
Lineage: Eukaryota; Metazoa; Arthropoda; Malacostraca; Decapoda; Portunidae
Exons: 10
Coding region: 417-1817 (466 amino acids)
Source: RefSeq, a predicted model, not a curated record
CCGUUGAAAAAGAGGAGUUCAGUGGCUCGGAAAGCAAAACAACUCAAACAGGCUGAGAGCCGCUGAGCGACGCAAGGCACCACGGCGGCCACGGCACACGUGACACAUCCUCCACCCCUGCUCUGACUGCUCUCCCUGCUCCUCACUGUUCAGUUUAGCCCUUGUGUCACGGUCAGGUGAUCGUGUACCGUCAGCACUACCUCCCUUACACACACGGCACCAUUGUAUAGGUGGACAUCUGCCGCCGUGAUUUACAUCAUCGCUGUGCCUGUGUGGUGUGGUGACUGGAUUUGGGAGCUGCAAGUGACAGCGCGAAGAGGAGAGGAGGACUAGGGAGCGGAACAGGCCACUCCCCUUUUCGUGUGAAAGAAAGGUGCAAUUUUCAACAUCACCCAUCAGACUUAACAGCAUUCACCAUGGAUCUGUUACAAUCCAUGUGCCAUGCGAUGAGUAUGGAGCAAAAGGAAGCUGCAUUACUUGAAGAGCUUGAAGAAGAAAUAGCUCUUUUCGACCUUCAUGGUAAUGGUGAUAUUAUUUAUCAAGAUAAUUCUGAAGGAUCUGUAUCACCAAGCUCUGAAGAAAAUGAGGAGCCUGUCAAGGAGCAGCAAGAGGGCUACAAAGAGAUUGCCUUGUCACCCGAGGGCAUUGCAUUCUUCAAAGAUGACAUAUUUACCCUAUACACAGAAGAUACUCUUGUGUGGCCAAGGCAAAAUUUAUGUGACUCCUUUUUGUUUCUCCUUGAUGGAAGUAUUGUGAAUAAAUUUAUCAAGAAUCAACACUUCAUGAGAGAGAUUAGUUCCACCAGUGUGCUUGCCAAGUAUCUGCUUCACCUGAUGUGCUGCACUGCCAAUGUGAGAAUGCGCCACACAGCCUGGAACAACCUCCUCUACCUCCUCACCACCUGCAACUCCAUGCCCUACAUGAAGAAUGAACUCUGUCUGGCACUGCUCAACCUGGGUGGUGACAUGAGCCAUCUGCAAGAGGACAUGCUGCAUUAUAAGUCUGAAAUCAUUCCUCCACCCUCUUGUGCUUUCCCCAAGGCUGAGGCCCCACAGAUGACAGACUCACAGCUUCAGGAUGUGCUAGUGCUGCUUCUGCGAUUCCUGAGUCGGUGGUUGGUAAGUUACAAGAACUACACUGCCAAGGAUGUAGAUGACCUGCUCCUCAUCUUCCUCCUCAUUGGUUUAGAUCCCAAGGUCAUUGACAGUAAUCUGGAACCCCACAUUGCUGCCUGCAUCACACACACUCUCAACUUGUACUCUUCAGACCAAGAGUUUUCCCAGAGAAUGAGAAACGGAGUGGAGUUUGUCCUUGAAUACUGUGAUGAUGACUUGCCCUCCAUUCUGCACCUCUGUCAAGCUUACCUUUCCCCCACUGGCCGGACCAGGAAGCUGUGUGGUGUCAUUGCCUUCCACCAGGUGUGCCGGCACCUCAAAUUGUUCAAUUUCAGUUUUGUGGAUGAUGUGCAGUCUGCACUCUUCCAGGUAAAGGACAUAGCAGACAUCCUCACAAGUUACUUCCAGGUCAACCCACCGGUGAGCAAUGCCUAUGACUCGUACUACAUUAUCAAGCUGGUGGAUUUCUCACUUCACCUUGACGUCAUUCAGAGAGACCAGAUGGACAACCUGAAGACAAUCUGUGACCUGGCUGAGCAGAAAUUUGAUAGGUCGCAGGGAGGCCCCGAUGACUUAAACCCAACCAUCUCCUUCCAACACUUGGCAACUACACUGUCCAAGUGGAAGAAACACUAUGACAGGCUGGAUGGUCUUGACUCCACAAAUCCAUCAGUGCCUUGCAGUCCUCUUGAUUGUAGCUGAGUGACAGUGGAACAUGGUGUGGUACACUUCUGUGGUGCAGUACAGCUACUUUCAGAAAGCUGCAGGUGAAGCUUCUGAAUAUGGGUAAAUGUCAUGUGGCGAGCAGUCAUGGAUGGUGAAAACUGUAUUUGAAAAGUCACUUGGCACUGACACUGAGGAAGCUUGUAGAUAUUUCUCCAAAACAUAUUGUUAUGAACCGCUGCCCACACAGCAACAGGGACACCCACCCAGCAACCACAGGGCAAGGCACCCAAGGUCCUUACUUCAGCUUCUAAUGCCACAACUGUAACUCACUCUCAGCGGCAAAAACCAGGACAGCAUUCAGAACAGGGGCGGCACAAGAUAACGUUGAUGAGAGUCUGUGACUAGUGAGGGAAGCGAGGCACACAACUCACAAGACUCAGGCAGACUGACUCAAACAGGCAGGACUGGCAGGAAACACUUGGUACAGCUUCUUACGUUUACUUGGGUAGUAACACAGUACAAUUAGGUAAUACAGGGUAUUACACAGGGCGAGUGUGGAGACGGAAAACGAGAGCAGGGAACAGAGCGGGGGCAGAGACUAACUAACUCGCACUAGGCUGGGGUAGCUUAAAUACUCUGCCACCCCCUCUGCAAUGUUGCCAUUGGCCCACAUCCAAGCCAAUCACCGUUGGUGUAUCCACAUAUGCAUACAUCCGGUCCCCACUUCUUGUCUCUC